AUUAGGAACAUCAUAAUAUAUCAUCGUAGAGGAAAGUGGUUCCUAGAAGAAUCUCGAAAGUUUGACUCUGCCGCACUUCUUUUUGCAUACUAUAUGAACAAUCCUAUCAUGCUGGAUAAGGUUUCAAUUCUUCUUCAACGUGGAGUUGGAUUCUGUCGGUGGGAGUAUACCCAUCGCAACUUGAAACUAGUGAAAACCGUCGGAAGAGGAGCAUACGGAGAAGUUAAGCUGGCCGAAUUGCGAAAGAGAAAUGGUAAAGUACUGGCUGUGGCAGUGAAAACGCUGUCGCGGAAAACGGGGAUAAAGGUAUCGCCAAAGCUAAUUAAAGAAAUAUUAAAAGAAUCUCGUAUAAUGAGAAGAUUGCGUCACCCGAAUAUAGUGUCGUUUAUUGGAGUUGUCCUCGUUGAUCAUCCAUUAUACAUAAUCUUGGAGUAUGUUCAAGGUGGAGCGCUAGAUUCUUAUUUGAGAAAAAAUAAAGAUAAGAUUACCAGUGAAGAACGCAUGAAAUUAGUGAUGGGAGUUGCUUGGGGAAUGGAGUAUCUUCACCAGAAUAACAUAAUCCAUAGAGACAUAGCCGCAAGGAAUUGCUUGUGCGACAAGACAUUCUCAGUAAAGAUAUCAGACUUCGGCUUGUCCCGUAAAGGUAGUGUGUAUAAAAUGAAAACCAUGCAGAAAAUGCCAAUAAAAUAUAUGGCACCGGAAAGUCUCUCAUGCUUUUUGUUUUCUCCCAAAACAGAUGUUUACACCUUCGGAAUACUUGUGUACGAAGUGUAUGCUUGCAAAGAGCCAUAUCAAGGCUGUAGCACAGCCGAAGUGCGAUCAAUGGUUAUUGCCGGCAAAGUAAAUAAAUUACCAGACAAUGUCCCGUCGGAUGUGGCCUCGUUUGUGAAUGAUAAAGUGUGGAACAUAAACCCUGUCAAUCGACCAGAUUCUCACCAGAUCGUUCAAUUUUUUGAGAAGAAAACAGGACUGAAUCUGCCGCAAUCUGCGUUUGACGACCUACUCACCGAUGCAAAUACAAUGGAAGCGAGUCGAUCGGAGCCGCAGUCAGCGAAAGCACACGAAACAUCGACAAAGACUGCGAUUUUGGAAGUGAUGGAACAAAGCCAUGAGCAAAAUGCACCGAAGCCCGUAUUUGGCGCAUUAGCUGAUCUAGGUAAUUUUCAGUUCUGUCAACUUCAGUGUUGA
This is a messenger RNA of Cylicocyclus nassatus, 1188 nucleotides long. Lineage: Eukaryota; Metazoa; Nematoda; Chromadorea; Rhabditida; Strongylidae. The record is from the annotation of a GenBank genome assembly.